AACCACUAAAAGCCACAAUCAGCCCACGGAAAGUAAAAAGCAGUGUUGGUAGUCAAGUGUCCUUGUCCUGCAGUGUGACGGGAACUGAGGACCAGGAACUCUCCUGGUAUCGUAAUGGUGAAAUCAUCAACCCUGGUAACAAUGUCCGGAUCACUGGCAUCAAUCGGGAAAACCUGAUUAUGGAUGGCAUGGCCAAGAGUGAUGGUGGAGCUUACCAGUGCUUUGUGCGCAAGGACAAGAUGUCCGCUCAAGACUAUGUUCAGGUGGUACUAGAAGAUGGAACUCCCAAAAUAAUUUCUGCCUUCAGUGAGAAAGUGGUGAGUCCAGGAGAGCCAGUCUCCCUUAUGUGCAAUGUGAAGGGGACUCCUCUGCCUACGAUCAUUUGGACGCUGGAUGAAGAUCCCAUUGUUAAAGACGGCAGUCACCGUAUCAGCCAGAUUAUCACUUCUGAAGGCAACGUGGUCAGUUACCUGAAUAUCUCUAACACCCAGGUCCGAGAUGGAGGAGUUUAUCGCUGUACUGCCAACAACUCUGCUGGAGUCAUCCUGUACCAGGCUCGAAUAAACGUAAGAGGGCCAGCAAGCAUUCGACCAAUGAAGAACAUCACAGCGAUAGCUGGACGGGACACCUACAUCCACUGUCGCGUGAUUGGCUACCCGUAUUACUCCAUCAAGUGGUACAAGAACUCUAACCUGCUACCAUUUAACCAUCGCCAAGUGGCAUUCGAGAACAACGGGACACUGAAGCUUUCAGAUGUGCAGAAGGAAGUAGAUGAGGGCGAAUACACGUGCAAUGUCCUUGUUCAACCCCAGUUGUCCACCAGUCAGAGUGUGCACGUGACAGUAAAAGUUCCGCCUUUUAUUCAGCCUUUUGAAUUUCCACGGUUCUCCAUUGGGCAGCGGGUCUUCAUUCCCUGUGUGGUGGUGUCUGGGGAUUUGCCCAUCACAAUCACCUGGCAGAAGGACGGCAGGCCAAUUCCAGCCAGCCUCGGGGUGACAAUUGACAACAUCGACUUCACCAGCUCCUUAAGGAUUUCUAAUCUUUCACUGAUGCAUAAUGGGAAUUAUACCUGUAUUGCUAGAAAUGAUGCAGCAGCUGUGGAGCACCAAAGCCAAUUAAUCGUGAGAGUGCCCCCAAGGUUUGUGGUUCAGCCAAGUGACCAAGAUGGGAUCUAUGGGAAAGCUGUAAUUCUCAACUGCUCUGCAGAGGGUUACCCUGUUCCUACCAUUGUCUGGAAGUACUCAAAAGGUGCUGGGGUUCCUCAGUUCCAGCCAAUUGCAUUGAACGGUCGCAUCCAGCUUCUUACAAAUGGCUCCUUGUUGAUUAAACAUGUGCUGGAAGAAGACAGUGGAUACUACCUCUGCAAGGUCAGCAAUGAUGUGGGAGCAGACGUCAGCAAGUCCAUGUACCUCACUGUUAAAAUUCCAGCUAUGAUAACUUCCUAUCCAAAUACCACCUUGGCAACGCAAGGUCAAAAGAAGGAAAUGAGCUGCACGGCACAUGGAGAGAAGCCCAUCAUAGUCCGCUGGGAAAAAGAAGACCGAAUCAUUAACCCUGAAAUGUCCCGUUACCUUGUUUCCACCAAGGAAGUUGGAGAUGAAGUGAUUUCUACUUUGCAGAUUUUGCCAACUGUGCGUGAAGAUUCUGGCUUCUUUUCCUGCCACGCCAUCAAUUCUUAUGGGGAGGAUCGUGGAAUAAUUCAGCUCACUGUGCAAGAGCCCCCCGACCCUCCUGAAAUAGAAAUCCGAGAGGUGAGAGCACGCAGUAUUGCCCUCAGGUGGACCAUGGGAUUUGAUGGAAACAGCCCAAUCACCGGCUAUGAUAUUGAGUGCAAGAACAAGUCGG
Messenger RNA from Eurypyga helias (sunbittern), 1845 nucleotides. RefSeq names its product Down syndrome cell adhesion molecule. Gene Ontology annotation, biological process: dendrite self-avoidance; homophilic cell-cell adhesion; axon guidance. The annotation marks the transcript as partial. The transcript is spliced from 9 exons. Gene Ontology annotation, molecular function: cell-cell adhesion mediator activity. NCBI's taxonomy places the organism in Eukaryota, Metazoa, Chordata, Aves, Eurypygiformes, Eurypygidae. Gene Ontology annotation, cellular component: plasma membrane; axon. The record is from RefSeq and is a predicted model, not a curated record.